AUAGGAGUUUCCUUGCUAAAAUUAAAAGGCAAACACUGUUGUGAGAUGAAAUGACAGAGUUAGCCUUCAUAUUUAACGGUGGUGAUCGGAGAAGAAGCAGAAAUGAUGAGAAAUCGGUGAGUUGACUCAGUGGAGCGAAUCGAUGCAGGAAGAGAGUGAGUGUUUCGAGUGCCUCCAACUUCGAAUUAAGUCUGAUUUCUCGGAGCAAGUCUUCUUCAAUUAUGCCAUCCAAACUUCUGCUUUUCCUUUCGGAUCUUCAGCUAUCGUCAAUAUUUCUGGUGCAGCUGAUGGUGAAGCUUCUGGCGGUCAAUUUAUACUGCAGAACCUGUCGAGUCGUGAGAAGAAUUGUUUUAUAAACUAUGUAAAUGAAUAUAUUUUGGAUAGCGGUGAAAGCAGUACUAGGAGUAGUGAUCCUGAUAUUGGAGGCCGUCAAGAUAAUACUGUUGUUAAUGGUAGAACUACUUCAUCAGAUGAUUCUGAAAGUGGAAAAGCUUUUUCCGGAAACACGACUUGUAGUCAUUCUGGAAGGUUUUCUUGCUCGAGGACAAUCGCUUCACUUGCCCCCAUUGCUCGUGUGGGAGUGUCUUCCUAUUCCACUUUUCAAGAGGUCUCCACUGAUUUCUUGUCUGGUUUAAUCGAAGAUCACGUGUUAGAUUCCCUUGAUCUCUUCAUUGAAGGGAAAGCAUCUGGACGGGACAGUGUAAAUUUCCUUAGUAUAAUUGGGUUGCCAUCAUUUGAGGAGGAUACUUCUCCAGGCUCUUUGAGGCAUCCAAACAUAGCUCCUGUCCUUGCGAUUUUUAAAACAUCUGAUCACGUUAACGUGGUGCUUCCUAAGACUCCAUACAACUUGGAAAGUAUUCUUCAUUUUAACCCCAAUGCAUUAAAGUCUGACUGGAAUAGAAGAUUUCUUAUGUAUCAGCUACUCUCAGCCUUAUCGUACAUACAUGGUUUAGGGGUUUCCCAUGGUAAUAUAUGCCCAUCCAAUAUCAUGUUGUCGGACUCGUUAUGGUCUUGGCUCAGCUUAUGGAACAAACCUGUAUUGGAAUUUAAUUCAACUUUACGGGAGAAUGAAAAUGUUAACCCUGAACCUGCAAGAAUUGGUUGUUGUAAUAUUGGUUGUCAUUCUUAUGGCCUUUAUGCUGAUCUAAAGCUUUCUCCAACAAUAGAUUGGCAUUCUUGCUUUCAUCAAUGGUGGAAAGGAGAACUAAGCAAUUUUGAAUAUUUACUUAUCUUAAACAGAUUAGCCGGAAGAAGGUGGGGGGACCAUACAUUUCACCCAGUAAUGCCUUGGGUAAUUGAUUUUAGCUCAAAACCUGAUGAUAAUUGUGAUGCAGGGUGGCGAGAUUUGAGCAAGAGUAAAUGGCGCUUGGCUAAAGGUGAUGAACAAUUGGAUUUCACUUAUUCAACGUCUGAAAUCCCUCAUCAUGUUUCAGAUGAAUGUCUGUCUGAAUUGGCUGUCUGCAGUUAUAAAGCAAGAAGAUUGCCUUUGAGUGUUCUCCGAAUGGCUGUUCGGUCUGUCUAUGAACCUAAUGAAUAUCCUUCAACAAUGCAGAGGCUCUAUCAAUGGACCCCUGAUGAAUGCAUUCCAGAGUUUUACUGUGAUGCCCAAAUUUUCAAGUCAAUACAUGAUGGAAUGGCUGAUUUGGCUGUACCCUCUUGGGCCGAGAGUCCUGAGGAUUUCAUUAAAUUGCAUCGUGAUGCACUAGAAAGUAAUAGGGUGUCAUUUCAACUCCAUCAUUGGAUAGAUAUAACCUUUGGCUACAAAAUGUCUGGCCAGGCAGCUCUUGCUGCUAAGAAUGUUAUGCUUCCCCUAUCAGAUCCCAUGAUGCCAAAAUCAACAGGACGGCGUCAACUCUUUACACAACCACACCCCGUCCGUCAUGCCACUGCCAGAGGAAAACGUCAUGGUUCCAAUAAAUAUGCCAAAGUUUUGAGUCAAGCAAAUGAAAUGCACCGAGAGACAUCUCUUCUAUCUGAAACUGCUUAUCUACAAGAAUUAGAGCAAGCAUCUACAUUUUCCGAACAUGCUAGGCAUUUGAAUGCAUAUUACCAUUAUCCCUUAAAUCAAAUGACAGGGAAGAACAUCUCAUCGUUGGGAGAUCCAACAAUAGAGACAUUUAGUAGAACUAUAAGCAAACUGUCUUUGAUUGACAGAAAUUACCAGGUGCCGUAUAAAAUGAAUAGAAUUUCUUUUCUUCAACAUAUGAAAGAGGAAAACGAAGGCUCCUCUGGAUAUCCAGACUUGCUACUUUGGAAGCAGAAACUAUCUUCUUCAAGACUUUGCACUGAAGAUGUUGCUAGGGACAUAUUUUCUAUUGGUUGUCUCUUGGCUGAACUUCAUCUUUGCAGGCCGCUCUUUGAUCUAAUCUCAUUGGAAAUAUACUUGAAAGAUGGAACCUUACCUGGAUUUCUGCAGGAUCUACCUCCUGAUAUUAAAUUACUUGUUGAAGCAUGCAUCCAAAAGGAUUGGAUGAGGAGGCCAUCUGCCAAAAUUCUUCUGGAAUCACCUUAUUUUCCAAAGACUGUCAAAUCCUCCUACUUGUUUCUUGCUCCACUUCAGCUUGUAGCUAAAGAUGAAACUCGUCUUCGAUAUGCUGCAAAUCUCGCAAAGCAUGGAGCUCUCAAGGAAAUGGGUGCAUUUGCAACUGAAAUUUGCGCUGCUUAUUGCUUACCACUUAUAGUGAAUGCUGUGAGUGAUAUCGAAGCUGAAUGGGCAUAUAUGCUACUGAAGGAAUUCAUGAAAUGCUUAACAAUGCAAGCAGUAAAAACGUUAAUCUUGCCAACCAUACAGAAAAUUUUACAGACCACAGGUUAUUUACGAUUAAAGGUUUCCCUUCUACAAGAUUCAUUUGUACAGGAAAUAUGGAAUCGAGUUGGUAAACAAGCAUACCUGGAAACUAUUCAUCCAUUGGUCUUGUCAAACUUGUACAUUUCUCCAGAUAAAAGUUCAGCUUCCUCUGCUUCAGUGCUUCUAAUCAGUUCUAGUGAGGAGCUUGGUGUACCUAUUACCAUCCAUCAGACUAUCUUGCCUCUUGUUCACUGCUUUGGGAAAGGACUAUGUGCGGAUGGCAUUGACGUGCUGAUCAGAAUUGGUGGCAUUUUUGGAGAAUCGUUUAUCAUCAAGCAGAUGGUACCAUUACUGAAAAAUGUUGUUCGUUCCUUCAUUGAUGUGUCUUGCAUGAAUAAGCCUGAUCCUGUCCAGAGUUGGAGUGCUUUAGCACUUAUUGAUUGCAUGAUGACUUUGGAUGGGCUUAUAGCUUUCUUGACAGAAGAUGUCAUUGUAAAGGAGCUGCUUGAAGACCUAAGUUGCAUACACAUUGGGGUUCUUAUGCAGAAACAUAUGGAAAUUGCAGUGCUUCAGUUUGCUGCUACUACUCUUUUUGGAAUUUGUCAGCGGAUUGGAGCAGAUUUGACAGCAUUGCAUAUUCUUCCAAAACUUAAAGAACUAUUUGAUGAGCUUGCUUUCUCCCAGGAAAUUUCUAAAGGUUCAACUACUGUUGGCAGAAACUUGAAGGUUGGCAAAAUAAAAAUUGGAGGGAACUUGCAUAUUGAAAGUCGUAUGGAUUUAGUGUCGGUUCUCUAUCCUUCCUUUGCAUCUCUUCUUGGGAUAGAGAAACUUCGUCAAUGCUGUGCCACAUGGUUGAUUCUUGAACAAUAUCUUCUACGUCAUCAUAAUUGGAAGUGGGAAUAUGCAGGAGAAUCAUCAAAAAACGGCUCAGAAAAUAUUAUUGCUAGAAGACCUGUAGCCCAGGGAUUUAUAUCUGAAUACAAUCCUGCAAAGCUGUUACUUAAUGGGGUUGGAUGGUCGAUUCCACAAUCCCAAGGAAGAAGUGCCAAAAAUUUGAUCCCUCAGAGACGACCAUUAAAAGUUCAUCAAAGUCAAGUAGUAAUGCAAGAAGGCAUGUCAUACCAAAUGAACCACGAUCCCUGGUUUUGGUUCCCUAGUCCAGCCACCAUCUGGGAUGGGCCUGAAUUUCUUGGGAGGGUGGGUAUUCAGAAAGAAGAAUUUCCAUGGAAGAUUAGAGCAUCUGUUAUAUACUCUAUACGGGCACAUCAUGGAGCAGUGAGGUCUCUGGCUGUUCAAGAUGAAUGUACUGUUUUUACUGCAGGAAUUGGCCAAGGAUAUAAAGGAAGUGUUCAGAAAUGGGAAUUGAGCCGAACUAACUGUCUGUCCAGCUAUCAUGGCCAUGAGGAGGUUGUGAAUGAUAUUUGCAUCUUAUCAUCUAGUGGAAGAGUUGCAUCUUGUGAUGGAACAAUUCACAUUUGGAAUAGUCAAACAGGGAAGCAAAUAUUAGUAUUUGCUGAGUCCCAAACAGAAACUGGCAAUCCUACAAGCCAUCCAUCCUCUGCACCAAAAAUUAACAGUGACCAAGCUAACGUGCUUAAUUUGAAUACACUUUCAAAUGGAAUACUGUCUAGUGCUUUUGAUUCAAGUCUUUAUACUUGUAUGCAUCAAUUAUCCUCCGCUGGAACUCUUGUAGUUGGCACUGGAAAUGGUGCUCUGAGGUUCAUUGAUGUUGCUCGAGGUCAAAAGCUUCAUAUGUGGAGAGGCGAAUCUACUGAAUCUAGUUUUCCUUCCCUUAUUUCUGCCAUUUGUUCCACUGGCUCUGAGAGGAUGCAAGCAGGUGGAAUUUCCACUUUGCCAUCUUUUAUUGCAGCCGGACUAAGUUCUGGUCACUGUAAAUUAUUUGAUGCAAAGAGUGGAAAUGUCAUUUCCUCUUGGCGAGCUCACGAUGCAUAUGUGACAAAGUUGGCAGCACCUGAGGAACAUCUCCUUGUUUCCAGCUCUCUGGAUAGAACUUUACGAGUCUGGGACUUAAGAAUGAAUUUGCCAUUACAGCCCAUUAUCUACAGAGGUCAUUCAGAUGGCAUAUCCAGUUUCUCCAUUUGGGGCCAAGAUGUUAUUUCAAUUUCCCGGAAUAGGAUUGGGCUUCUCUCCUUAUCUAAAUCUGCCAAUGAAACAGAUGGGCAGCAUCGCAUUAUCCCCCAGAAACUCUAUGUAUCUGAUAAUGGAAUGAGAAGCUUGUCAGCGUUAUCAUGUAUUAGUAUACUCCCAUUUUCUCGGUUGUUUCUCAUUGGAACUGAAGAUGGUUAUCUGAGAAUCAGUUGUUAAAUAUGCUUAGUCGUUUUCCUUAUAUCAUGAUGAAUUAUGAUUCAUCCAUGGCACGCGGGUCUGAUUUUUUGUUUCAGCCAAUAUGGCCUUGUAAAUCAAUCAACUAUUCAAUUUUUUUGCCAGGUAUACCCUAAAUUCCAUUUUGUUGUAUUUUUCUUUGUAACAGUUAAAUAAUUAGUUUAUAGAAAAUAACAGUUUCAAAGUAUUGGAAAUUUUGGAAGUGAUUCGUUUAA
Cajanus cajan (pigeon pea) is the source of this 5346-nucleotide messenger RNA. Its product is annotated as protein serine/threonine kinase. Lineage: Eukaryota; Viridiplantae; Streptophyta; Magnoliopsida; Fabales; Fabaceae. Gene Ontology annotation, molecular function: protein kinase activity; protein binding; ATP binding. Gene Ontology annotation, biological process: protein phosphorylation. The record is from RefSeq and is a predicted model, not a curated record.